GUUAUCAAGACACAUCGAUGUCUCGAAACAAAACUACAGCCAUCGUGGUGCAAAGCUUUUCGAAGAUAACGAGCAAGCCUUUUGUCCCCACUCUACUCUAUCUCCUCUUCUUUUGUGGCUACUCUCUCAACCUUCUCCUCCAUGAAAGAAGAAGACGACUCGCUCACAAACCUCUCAAAAAACCAACCUCUUUCUCUCUCCUCUCUCUCUCUAUAAUGGAGGAACACUUCAACCCUGAAACGACCAUUAUUCGUAAGUCAUCACCACCACCAUCACUGAGCUUGGAGCUUGGGCUUGAGCAACCUUAUGAUUUAGAGCCAAGAGUUUUCCCCUGCAACUACUGCCACAGAAAGUUUUACAGCUCUCAAGCCCUGGGAGGCCACCAAAACGCUCAUAAAUUGGAGAGAAGCCUAGUAAAGCGAGCCCAACGAUCGAGUUCUGCGCUUGGUGGCUCGGGUGAUUCGGGUUCGAGUGGGCUCGGGCUCGGCCUGCGGCCCCAUUCCAUGGCUCAAGAGGUGUCAGGCUCGAGGAAUUGGCCCCAGAGGAUCGAACCCACUGGCUCGAGGCAUGCGAGUGUUGGGACGUUGGAAGAGGGGUUUGGAGUCGAUGGGAGGAGAGAAAAAGUGGGUUUUGGCUCAAGCGAAGGUGAGAGGUCGUGGAGAAAUGGAGGUGGGACGAGGGAGGAUGUGCCCAAGCUUGACUUGUCACUUAGGCUUUAGAUGCUCUGUUCAAUUUUUUUUGGUUUCUCUCUCUCUCUACCCUUUAUGAGAGGUGUAAUAAUACAGUCCCUCUCUCUCUCUACUAAAUAGUACGGCCAC
This is a messenger RNA of Amborella trichopoda, 818 nucleotides long. It is a transcript of the gene ZFP2, whose product is annotated as zinc finger protein 2. Lineage: Eukaryota; Viridiplantae; Streptophyta; Magnoliopsida; Amborellales; Amborellaceae. Gene Ontology annotation, biological process: negative regulation of abscisic acid-activated signaling pathway. The record is from RefSeq and is a predicted model, not a curated record.